ACAAUUUUCUAGCUGUUGGAGACAAUUGUGAAGAAUUGUGGGGAAGUUGUCCAUGCGUAUGUUGCUGAGAAAGAUGUGCUUCGUGAAAUGGUGAAAAUUGUCAAAAAGAAGCCUGACUUCCAUGUAAAAGAGAAGGUAUUAGUUCUGAUAGAUACUUGGCAAGAAGCUUUUGGAGGACCAAGGGCAAGAUAUCCUCAAUAUUUUGUUGCAUACCAGGAUUUAUUGCGUCUUGGGGCUGUAUUCCCUCAAAGAUCUGAGGGAUCAGCACCUGUUUUAACACCCCCGCAAACACAUCCUCUGACAUCUUAUCCGCCAAAUCUUCGCAAUCCAGAAUCCAGACAGGAUGCAGCUGAGUCUUCUGUAGAAUCUGAAUUUCCAACUUUGAGGUACCUUAUCAUGAUUGGCAUUAUUUCAUAUUCUUUUUCUGCCUUUUUCUCAUUGAAAUUGACACCUGAGUGUCAUCCUUUUGGAAAGAAUGGAUAAUAAAUUGAAUGCUUU
Molecule: messenger RNA, 498 nt
Organism: Olea europaea var. sylvestris
Lineage: Eukaryota; Viridiplantae; Streptophyta; Magnoliopsida; Lamiales; Oleaceae
Product: TOM1-like protein 9
Exons: 3
Coding region: 88-483 (131 amino acids)
Biological process (GO): protein transport to vacuole involved in ubiquitin-dependent protein catabolic process via the multivesicular body sorting pathway
Molecular function (GO): ubiquitin binding; phosphatidylinositol binding
Source: RefSeq, a predicted model, not a curated record